GCGUGCGGGGGGCGGGGCAAAGGAACGCGGGCAGCGCAGCCGCGUCCGAGGGGCGCCGCGGGGUCCUCCCGCGGCCGCAGACCCCGGGCGCGGUGCAGUCUGGGGGAACAUGGCCGCUUCCGGUCUCCCUCCCGGGCCGGCGCUGGCCUGACUGCGGCCCCUACCCGGCGCACUCCGCCCUUCGCUCCUCCCGCCUGGCAGUCGCGGAGUCCCUUCAGCCUUUCGCUCUCGUAGCCCCGGCCGUGCCAUGGAGAAGAGCUCAAGCUGCGAGAGUCUGGGCUCCCAGCCCUUGGCGGCUCGGCCGCCCAGCGUGGACUCCCUGUCCAGUUAAUGUGUUAAGAGCCAUUGACAUUUGAAGAUCAUCAGAAGUGAAGAUAAAACAUCUCAAAAAUUAUAAUUGCCUCCACUUCUCAUUCAGAGAAUUCAGUGCAUACAAAGUCAGCUUCAGUUGUAUCAUCAGAUUCCAUUUCAACUUCUGCAGAGAACUUUUCUCCUGAUUUGAGGGUCCUGAGGGAGUCUAACAAAUUAGCAGAAAUGGAAGAACCACCCUUGCUUCCAGGAGAAAAUAUUAAAGACAUGGGUCUGUAAUGCCAAAGAUGUAACUUACAUCUGUCCAUUUACUGGUGCUGUACGAGGAACUCUGACUGUCACGAAUUACAGGUUAUAUUUCAAAAGUAUGGAACGGGACCCACCAUUUGUUUUAGAUGCUUCUCUUGGUGUUAUAAGUAGAGUAGAAAAAAUUGGUGGUGCUUCUAGUCGAGGUGAAAAUUCAUAUGGACUGGAAACUGUGUGCAAGGAUAUUAGGAAUUUACGAUUUGCUCAUAAACCUGAGGGGCGAACAAGAAGAUCCAUAUUUGAGAAUCUAAUGAAAUAUGCAUUUCCUGUCUCUAAUAACCUGCCUCUUUUUGCUUUUGAAUAUAAAGAAGUAUUCCCUGAAAAUGGGUGGAAGCUAUAUGAUCCUCUUUUAGAGUAUAGAAGGCAGGGAAUUCCAAAUGAAAGCUGGAGAAUAACAAAGAUAAAUGAACGAUAUGAGCUUUGUGAUACAUACCCUGCCCUGUUGGUUGUACCAGCAAAUAUUCCUGAUGAAGAAUUAAAGAGAGUGGCAUCCUUUAGGUCAAGGGGCCGCAUCCCAGUUUUAUCAUGGAUUCAUCCUGAAAGUCAAGCCACAAUCACUCGAUGUAGCCAGCCCAUGGUAGGAGUGAGUGGGAAGCGAAGCAAAGAUGAUGAAAAAUACCUUCAAGCCAUCAUGGAUUCCAAUGCCCAAUCUCACAAAAUCUUUAUAUUUGAUGCUCGACCAAGUGUCAAUGCUGUUGCCAAUAAGGCAAAGGGUGGAGGUUAUGAAAGUGAAGAUGCUUAUCAAAAUGCAGAACUAGUUUUUCUGGAUAUCCACAAUAUUCACGUCAUGAGAGAAUCAUUACGAAAACUUAAAGAGAUUGUGUACCCCAACAUUGAGGAAACUCACUGGCUGUCUAACUUGGAAUCUACUCACUGGCUAGAACAUAUAAAGCUUAUUCUUGCAGGGGCUCUUCGGAUUGCUGAUAAGGUAGAGUCAGGGAAGACGUCUGUGGUGGUGCACUGCAGUGACGGCUGGGAUCGCACGGCUCAGCUAACUUCCCUAGCCAUGCUUAUGUUGGAUGGGUACUAUCGCACAAUUCGAGGAUUUGAAAUCCUUGUGGAGAAAGAGUGGCUAAGCUUUGGACACAGAUUUCAACUAAGAGUUGGCCAUGGUGAUAAGAACCAUGCAGAUGCGGAAAGAUCACCUGUUUUCCUUCAGUUUAUUGACUCUGUGUGGCAAAUGACAAGACAGUUUCCUACUGCAUUUGAAUUCAAUGAAUACUUUCUCAUUACCAUUUUGGACCACUUAUACAGCUGCUUGUUUGGAACAUUCCUCUGUAACAGUGAACAGCAGAGAGGAAAAGAGAAUCUUCCUAAAAGGACUGUGUCACUGUGGUCUUACAUAAAUAGCCAGCUGGAAGACUUCACUAAUCCUCUCUAUGGGAGUUAUUCCAAUCAUGUUCUUUAUCCAGUAGCCAGCAUGCGCCACCUAGAGCUCUGGGUGGGGUAUUACAUAAGGUGGAAUCCACGGAUGAAACCACAGGAACCUAUUCACAACAGAUAUAAAGAACUUCUUGCUAAACGAGCAGAGCUUCAGAAAAAAGUAGAGGAACUACAGAGAGAAAUUUCCAACCGGUCAACCUCAUCAUCAGAGAGAGCCAGCUCUCCUGCACAAUGUGUCACUCCUGUCCAGACUGUUGUGUGAAAGGACUGUUAGACUGGGGGCAUCAUUGAUAUGAACUCUUCAUUACACUGGCAGCUUUAUGAGUUAAAAGUAUCCCUAUUUUGAACCCAUCUAUGAGAGAAAAGUACAGAUGCUUUAUUUAUUUAAAGUCUCUCUAGGAUGAGUUUAGAACUAUAGCAAUGUGGGUGGCUUAAGAGAAACAAUUCCAUAUGAAAUUAUGUGUUUCUGACACUAAUCUAAAGUCACCCAAAGAAUAGUAAAAUACUUCAAUCCUGCAUCCACAGUGGGAACAAGUGUCUAAUUUUAAAAGAAAAAUGUCUUAAAAACUGGCAUCUGGUACAAGUACAGACUACUUUAGAAAUGCACCUCUUAAUGAGAGAAAGCUUAUUGCACAGAGGAACAAGUUUUCAAACCAAAUCAACACUGAAUUUCUGUGGCCUCAUCUAUAAUUGGGCCUUCAUGUAUGACAGAUCAAAACCAUUUAACACCCUUUCCCCCAUCAUGGGCUUUUCUUUCAUGUAGUAACUGAUUUACCUUGAUCACCUUUCACCCUUCAUUCUUAAUACAGUGAAAGGCAAAGCAUAGUGUGGCAGUAGUUGAAAACUGCUGCUGACAUUAUUUAUAUACUUAAUUAGGGUAUUCUAGUGUUCCAAAAUGAUGCCUUAGAGAUAUACUUAGGGGACCAUAAGAAGACAAAGUGGUAGCCAUUUAGGAGUUCAAAGACUUCUAUAACAUUCAGAUUAAUUUCCAUUUUUUCCAGUUAAAAGAAACAUUUUACCCCUUUUUGUUAAAGCUAGUUGGCAAGUUUUAAGGCAAUACUUUAAAAUCUUAAAAGAUUUUUUUGAAGUCUGUAUAAGUAGCAUAUGGUGAGAAGUACAAUGCUCAAAUUUUAUACAAACUACUUCACUACUUUAUUCCACUGAAUUAAGUCUACCAAAGAACACACCGCAUGUAAAAGUGAUUUACAAUCUCAAUGCCAGUAAAAGAAAUCUUGCUUCACUGCUUGCCUGAGAGUUUGGUGCUGGUAUGGACUCUGAUGACUAUUUUACUCUAUAUGAGAGCCAUAUGUAAUGUACUGUAACAAAGAAGCUUCUGGUCCCUUGGUCUUUUAAUUAAAAGAAAUUUCAAUUAAUUUUAAACUUUGUUCUUGUCGAAAGUCAUUUAUGUUAUAGGUCUUUGUAUGUAUGACUGACCACAUGGGCAUGCAGAGCUAUUUCUUGGAUUUUUUUCCCCCCCAAGAAGUACCCAGUGCAGGCAGAAAUGUUCAAUUUUUUAUCAAAUACCCAAAUGAACCAAACUAGUUUUUCCACUCAUGAAUUCACAAUAGUCUGAAUCCUAGCCUUAUUGUUGGUCUUAGAAUUGAGGAAAUAGUUUCUAUUAGUACAUCCAAUAUUAGCAAAAUUGGUACCAAGUGGAUUUGAUCAUGUGAAAUUUGUUAUAUGAGAAGAAAUUUAACAGGUAUUUAAAUGGCCAAUCAGUAUUAAAGCUCUACUGCAAACUCUCAGAUAAGAAAACUGAAGUAGUAUUUUGUUUUCAGUUCUCACCUGAGAAUAUAAAAAACUGGAGGUUACAGUUUGAAUCCCAGCUGAAGGAUGGGGUGAGAUUUAGCAUUAUUUAAUCACUCUUCUCCUAAUUAGGAUUUGUAUUUACUACCAUUCAAAUGAUGGCUAUACAAUUUAAUGACCUGAAAUUCAAACAAAAAGAUAACAAAAGUUUAAUAGUUGAAAUGGUGAUUGAGACACAAGAAAUAUUUACCAUGUCACCAGAGCAAUUUCUCACCUUCCUUGUUUUUAUGAACUCACUGUUGUGACUUCAAUGACUUUGGAAGCCUGCUCAUCAGAAAAUUGCACAUACAAGCAAACGUUUACAUACAAUUUCAGGAUAUUCACAAAUAAGGUAUUUAGGACGCUAAGAAAUCCAAAUGCAGAAAAAUUAAUUCAAUAAGAGACUUGAUAAGCCUAAUGCUCAGGUACCUAGAAUAAGUCAUGCUAUCUAGGUAUAAUCCUUAACCUCCAUUUCAAUUCAAGGAGAGGUAUAUGAAAACAAUUCCCUUAAUAUGUGGUUAACAUGUUCAUUAGCCCUUUUAGAGUAUCUUACAUACCAUGAGGCAAUUCAGUCUUGUUGGGCUUAGUUCUUUGUGUGAGCAUUAAAAUGGCAAAUAGGUACUGAAUACUAUAUGUUCUUAUAAUCAAGAUACUAAUGUCCUAUUUUGAAAUGCAUUUUUGAGUUUACAAUAAAGCCUUUGUAAACAGGCUGUUAAGGAUUAAGUUUCAGUGUUUCCUUAAAAAAGCUUACUUUAUUGACUUGAGUGGCAAAUUUAUAAAAAGGUAACAUCUUGAUCUAUUCAAAAUUAUAAUUUACAUCAUUAACAUGAAAAUUUUGUGUGUACAGUUAUUUUGCUUAUACUGUACAGCAAAAAGAAAGCAAAUAUUCAAGGAGUUCUCCAGGUUUCAAGAUUUAAAAACACCACAAUACCUUGACUGAAUAACAUGAUUACAAACAGGUACCAUAUAAAAACUGCAAAUGUGUAUGCUUCACAUCUCCCUUCUCUCUCAUUCUAACUUUAUUCAAAAAUCUCUUUUAUUAAUAAUUAGUUUACACUUUAAAAAAUGCUUUUAUACAUUUUACAGGUAGUUAGCUUAAAAUGAUUGCUUGGGUCUUUAAAAAAAAAAAAACUAACAGUGGAUUAAAAA
Sciurus carolinensis (gray squirrel) is the source of this 4932-nucleotide messenger RNA. It is a transcript of the gene Mtmr2, whose product is annotated as myotubularin related protein 2. Gene Ontology annotation, biological process: dephosphorylation. Lineage: Eukaryota; Metazoa; Chordata; Mammalia; Rodentia; Sciuridae. Bases 677 to 2260 code for a protein of 527 amino acids. Gene Ontology annotation, molecular function: phosphatidylinositol-3,5-bisphosphate 3-phosphatase activity. The record is from RefSeq and is a predicted model, not a curated record. The transcript has 16 exons.